Molecule: messenger RNA, 2109 nt
Organism: Eublepharis macularius
Lineage: Eukaryota; Metazoa; Chordata; Lepidosauria; Squamata; Eublepharidae
Gene: TNFSF13B
Product: TNF superfamily member 13b
Exons: 6
Coding region: 452-1441 (329 amino acids)
Biological process (GO): immune response
Cellular component (GO): membrane
Molecular function (GO): receptor ligand activity; tumor necrosis factor receptor binding
Source: RefSeq, a predicted model, not a curated record
UGCUCUGCUACUACAGACCAACAGGGCUACUCACUUAAAACACUGGAGAAAGAACUUGGCCUCUGUGUCAUGUUUUUGGCCCUCCAGAGGAACUAAUCGGCCAUUGUGUGAGACAGAAAGCUGGACCACUGGUCUAACUUAACAAGGCUUUACUUAUGUUCCUAUUUAUGGAAAUGAAAAUAUCAAAGCCAUUAAAUGUUUGGUACAUAGAAGAAAUGGACAGUGCAGCUUAUGGGCUUCCCACUCAGUCCUCUAUCUGAGAGGUAAACCAGAAUGCAAAGCUGUUUAAAAUGCACAGUCUAAGCGUUUCUGAACAUGAGGGUCGCUGACAACCGCAGGGUCGAAAUGGCAUAAAAUGAACUGAAAUUGAAAUGAGGAAGGCGAGUGGAGGAACCACAGAGACAAUGAUCCUUGUCAAGCCACAGAGCAGAAAUGACGUACGUGGCCUGUAAUGUUUGCAUCAGGAAAGCCGCAUGACAGGAAGCGUGCGCGCUGUGGGCAAUUUGGGGCUAUUCUGUCUUGGAUGCAAAAGGCAAAAGACAUUCCUCCCCAGAAUGCGAAGCAGUUGCCGUUUCCAUCGGGCUUUGCUCAAAGAAGAGCCAUGAAAUCGAUAAGUUACUCUCGAGGGAAAGGCUACACCUCCUGCUCUCCUCCUCCUGUAAAUGGUUUGGAUUGCCGAGGGACGCUGUUGCUGAUCUCUCUGGGGUUUGUAACAUUCGCAUCCUCCUGUUUGUCGGCAAUCUCUCUUUACCACAUGAUUGCAUUAAAAGCAGAUCUUGCUGUUCUGAGCAGCAAAUUGAACUGCAGGGUCCAGACAAUGACCUCCUUCCCUGUGUCACUGGGGGCUUUGGACGAGAUCCAAGAAGCCAGGGACCUCAUUCCCCGCUUGAAGGUGGCCGAAGCAGCUUCUCGCCAGGGAAUCUCCUCUGGAUUGCAUCAAAGUAGUCAAGAGAUAAUGUGGAGCAGAAACAGAAGGAAAAGAUCUUCGCCGCAUGUCGGUGAAGCAGUACUACAGCCAUGUCUGCAAAUGAUGGCUGACAGCAAAAGCAACAUUCAGCAACAAGACGGUGCAAGUAUAGUUCCAUGGCUGCUUAGCUUUAAAAGAGGAACCGCUCUGCAAGAGCAAGGGAAUAAAAUAUUGGUUAGAGAGGCUGGCUACUUUUUCAUAUAUGGUCAGGUUUUAUAUACAGAUGAGCUGUUUGUUAUGGGGCACUUAAUCCAGAGGAAGAAAGCCAACGUGGUGGGUGAUGACCUCAGUUUGGUGACGUUAUUUCGUUGCAUCCAAAAUAUGCCACAGGCAAACCCAAACAACUCGUGUUACACGGCUGGCAUUGCGAGGUUAGAAGAAGGAGAUGAACUUCAGCUGACCAUACCCAGGAGAGGAGCCAAAAUAGCCCUGGAUGGAGAUGCCACCUUUUUUGGUGCUGUCAGGCUUCUAUGAUGCUCUUCAGUUUUUUCACAGUCACUUCCCGGCUUCUUUUGAUGCUCAGACCAAGCCAGAAGAUGCUGUUUCGGAGUUGCUGGUUUUUCAUUGCAGGUUUUUUUUUGGAGUACUUUUCUGCUCGAUUAACUUAUUCAAAACAGGAAACCCAACACAUCCCCACCCUCAUGUGGAUUACCAGAAAUGAAACUUGUCUUGGUAGGAUAUAAAUAGUAGCUGUUCUGCAAAAGGAGCCGGCUGCAUCUGCCCAGGGGUCCGUCGAGCCCAGCAUCCUCUUUUCUGCAGUGGCCGGACAGAUGCUUCUAGGGGACACUCAAACAAAGUCCACUGGCAGCCCCCUACCCUUUGCCUCUGUCUCCCAGCAACUGUUUGAGGAAGGAUGGGGCUUACCACUUUGUUCUCAGGAAAAGAGUAUUGCUUCUGCUGAAGUAUCCCCCGCAGGAUAAAAAUAAAGAUUGCGGGAAGGUGCAACUAGCAUUUGCUUAGAGUAGGCGGGUUUGUUCAUUUCAGUGGGAUGUACAAGUAACCAUGUGUAGGAUCUCACAGUACUUCAUAUUUAAUUUUAAAGGUCAAAACUAAAAAGGUGUUACAUUUAAUAGGUGUAUAACCUUUGCUAAUGUACUUGCAGGUAAAUAUUAAAUCAUGGAAGAGACAACUGAUUUCUCCCA